GUCGAAAAAUGCAAAACCCCGCCGCUUUUUCGAUUUUCCCACCAAAUCCAGUGAGCAAAACCAAAAACCAACAUCAUACCCAGUCCCCUCUCCUCAAAACCGGCAUGUGCUGUGAAUUUGGGGAGAUUUGAACCACAUUUUUUCUAAAGUCACCAGCGACGAGUCUCCGGCGACCCCUCUCCUGUAAGUUUUCCGACCAGUUUUUCACCGUCCUAGCCCGUACCUCACUUCCUCCCUCGUCCUACUUGAGUCUCCAGGUUUGUUUUUCAACUUUAUCUUUGAGAAUUGUGGAGAAUCGGAUUAGGUAGUGAAGUGAGGUUGAAUAUUUGUGCUUGGCAUGAUUGAAUCUAGUUAGGGCGAGGACUUAGGUGAAUUAGGUCGUGUAAUUGAUGGAUUGAUUUUUGCAUGAUCUUAGUGAGCCUUGGUGGGCAUGUUUGAACCGAAUUGUGUUUAUUUUUAGAAUUUGCCCACCAAGUGCAAUAUUAUGAAUGCAAGUGGAGAUUUUUUUUGAUUGGUGGAUGGUAGCCACCGUGGUAGGGUUUGUGGUUCUAAUUUUUGUGUGCUUGAAUUGUGAAAUACCCACAACCAUGCUACGGUGGUUUGAGCUUAAGUGUUUUAUCCAUGGCGGAAAAACAAAUGGGGGGGGGGGGGAAUCUCUUUUCCUCCCAAUGAGCGGUAUAUGACGGAUGUUUCCACGUAUGGUGUGUGUUUGUUUUUUGUGAAGGAUGCUUAACUUGGAGCAUGAGUUCAUCAGUUACCUGGUGAACCACCCAGAGUUGGCGACAAGUUCGCCUACCAGAGUGACAGCCCGAUCGGGCCUCACUGGCGGUUGGACCUGGACAUGUUUAACUUGUUCAGGUGCCGAGCCGCCAUGACUGGGGACCCUCCCAUCCCCAGUGGCGCCAGCUCCUGACCAUGGACGAGGAGAUCUUUCAUGAGCUGUGUAUAGAGUUCUACUCCACCUUCUCCCACAUCAUCCCGGCCAGCAAGAAGAGUCGGUUCCGGGUGGAGUUCAUGCAAGGCGGUCAGCCGCAAGUGGUAACCUAUGAUGGCUUUGCUCAGGCCAUGGGGCUUGACACCGCUCACAUGACGAUGAUGGAGCGACAGUACACGGUCGACUUCGACUAUCAGGACGCAUUCAGAGCCCUCUGCUGCCCAGAGCACGAGCAGAGCGAGUUCGAGGGGAGCAAGACCAAGGCCAUCAAGUUGAAGACCUUGUGGAGGAUUCUUCAUACUCUGCUCACCAAAUUCGUCGUCCCCAGCCUUCAGUCAGGCCACUUGAUGACGAAUAGAGGGCUCAUUGCCCUCCACUCGAUGAGGAGUCCAGCUGAGCCGAUCCAUCUGGAAUCGUUGAUUGAUGCAUAUGGGAGGCAUCAUCACAAAGAUAGCCCGAUACUUCCAGGUGGAUCUGGCCCGCUGCACCAGCGUAGGAAGGAUGGAGCCUUUCACAGUGGAGACAUUGUACAAUCAGAAGCUGGUACUCCAGGGCGAGAGAGGAGUGGAGUACCUCAAUGGACUCCGACCCUCCCUCGUCCAUUCGCCCCACUUCUCUACUUGUAACCCUAAACUUGUUUUAUUUUUGUUUUUGUUAUUUGUGUUUGUGUGACAUGAAAUACUACUACUAUGUAUUAUGCUUGUAAUAACCUCGCCUCGAGCGAUUCGUAUUGUGUUUGUGUGUGUUUUUUGUUGUCUCUCCUUGAAGCUUCAAUUAUCCUACUCCGGUUUGAUUCCUACAUUCACUCACCAAGCCCAAGCGGUAGCAUCACUCUAUCCCUUUCUUACGCCAUUGAGGGCAAUGCCGAGUUUAAGUGUGGGGGGUAGUCUUCUAGUGUGCUUGGGUGAGUGAGGUGUUGCUUGGAGCCUUUUGUAUGCCCAAAUUUCAAAAAUUUGAGGGCUCCAAGCAACGUUUGCAUGUUCAAAGUGAUCGGAUGGUGGGAAAUUCUCGUGUUUGUGACAUUAAUCUUGAACUUUGUAUGUGUUUGAGUAUAUCCUAUGAUUAUGACUGGGAAGUUCAUUAGGAUAGGGCAAGAGUUUAGUUCUCACAGUGUGCAUAAAUGAAUGAAGGUCUUGACUUGAUCACUUUUUGUUUACAAUUUCCAUGCAUCGUGUUUAUGAAUUGUAAUAGAUGGUUGGGUAACUAGGUAGCCUAUGUAUGAGUUUUGAGCCGUUCGUUUCUUUCGGUUUGAUAGUUCCCUUUUACCAUGGUGUGUAGCAUCACAAGUUAUCACUAGCAAGUAUGAUGGAGGCAUAGGAUUAGUCCACGCCCCAAAAGUUGAUUGUCCCGAAAUGCAUCAUCCCUUAGUCAACCCCUUUGAGCCGUGUGAUUCCGUGGGUCGUUCUCAUUUUAAGAGCUUUGUUCUUGUGAGCUUAAAGGUGUUAGUAGAACCACCCCCAAAUCCUUUCUUCGUGUCCAAACAUGAGUCGCCCGUGUGUCUCGGAACUCUUACCGUUGAGUUUCCAUAGAGGUUCUACAUAGGAUGUUCAUGUGUGGUUCUUGCUAGGAGUGCAAAAUGGAGUGUAGUGUUGGAGUUAGUUCCUCAAAAAGAGAGCAUUGGUCGAUAAAUGUUUAGGUGGCAAGUGUUUUUACUCUCUAAUACCCCCUCAAAAAGAAAAGAAAAGAGAAAAGAAAAAGAGGUAAUAAAAUGGGGUAAAUAAAGUAGAGAGUUCCACGAAAAACCAAAGUACAUGCUCUAGGAGGGGUUUCUGGGCACCCAAGCCAACGAAACCCCCACAUUGUUUAGAACUCCUUCACUGCCAAACCUUAAAGAAAUAGCAAGAGUUGACCGAAGAAGAGUGCUUAAAGGUAGUUCAUGAUCGGUGAUAGUUGGAAGGGAGAGAUAAGGGUUUUGGUCGAUGCUAGUGGCCUUUGAUUGAAGAGAAGGGUUUAAGUUGAAACCAUGGACCCUUCGGGUUUAGGUUGAAGAUGUAGAACCUCACGUCAUGAUUGCCACCAUCCAAAAAGAGAGCAUUGGUCGAUAAAUGUUUAGGUGGCAAGUGUUUUUACUCUCUAAUACCCCCUCAAAAAGAAAAGAAAAGAGAAAAGAAAAAGAGGUAAUAAAAUGGGGUAAAUAAA
This is a messenger RNA of Linum trigynum, 3073 nucleotides long. Lineage: Eukaryota; Viridiplantae; Streptophyta; Magnoliopsida; Malpighiales; Linaceae. The record is from the annotation of a GenBank genome assembly.